Molecule: messenger RNA, 204 nt
Organism: Aspergillus calidoustus
Lineage: Eukaryota; Fungi; Ascomycota; Eurotiomycetes; Eurotiales; Aspergillaceae
Source: the annotation of a GenBank genome assembly
AUGGCUGGAGAAAGUGUCAAAGAGAAGAUUCGCAGUCUACUGCACCCAUCAGAUAGGGCUGCCAUGUCUGAUACUGACAGCAUAGCGCCUCUCUUCAAGAAAGAACCAAAGAAACCGAAGCAAACUCCAGAGGUUGCUCCACUGCCAUAUAACGGCGACCAAUGCUUUGGCUCUUGCUGCCGCGGGCGAGGGUACCCGAGAUGA